CUCCCCCACCCUGUUCUGCUUUCAGACUGUGGUAGCGAUGCAGUCCUUCCGUGAGCGCGCCGGUGGUUACCACAGCAACCAACCCUGCUACCAGCAGGAGCCCCACGAAUUAUCACGCCUGGAGACGUACCGACAACACCCACAUCAUGCCCACCCUCAGCUACCCCACCCGGGGCCUGGUCCUCAUCCAGGCCCGGGCCCGGGGCUGUCAAGGUCAGCCUAUGACGCCCGCUCACUGGUGAACGCUACAAGCAUGUCUGCAGCUGCAGGAGCAGGAACCGCAGGAGCACCUAAGGACUGUUAUAGCCAGCCAGCCUACCCUGGUUUCCCGGUCAACGGCGGCGGGAACGGAAACGGAGGCUCGGCACCCUCGCAGGCAAAGAAGAAAGUCCCCAAAUUCCCUCCACCAAGUUCCGGCCAACCUCUACAAGGUCACGGUGGUUACAGUAACCACAUGGGCCCCGGGACUUACUCAGCCCAGUACAUGAGCGGGGGCCACCUCCAGCACAAAUGGGAAGACACGGCUCAGUUGACGUCGUAUGAGCACGAGAUGGUCGGGCGACUCGAGGCUGGAGGUCCACCCGCCCCUAACUCCUCACAGUACAUGGACCAGAACAUGCUGGGCCACUCCCAGACCCAGUGCCCCCAGCCAUCUUAUCCCAGCCCUCAUCAGCAGUCACACCAAAGUAACCCUUCACCGUUGAUGUACCCACAAAGUCACCUGCACUAUCCCCAACCUUCCCCCUCUCCUUCACCAUACAUAGAAAAGUGCAGCCCCAUGCCGCCAUGUUAUAAAAGUUACAGCGUGCCGCCGAGCUCACAAUACGGCAGACAAAUGAGCGGCCUCGGUAACCUGAAGCAAGGAGCCUACCGCGCAUCUCAGAACAGCUACAGCUACCAACACUCCAGAGGUUAUGAGCCACAGCCCCCUCUGCAAGCCAUGAGCAACCCACAGGAAGCCCAGCCCAACCCCAAAUACCAGCACUUCAGCCAACCACAAGCAAACUACUGUCUCUCAGAACUGUCUGUCAGGUCACCCGAGCAGUAUUAUCAAACUUGCAGUCCCUCUUCGAGUCACUCACCCGCACGCUCGCUGGGACGCUCACCUUCAUACAGCUCCACCCCGUCGCCGCUGAUGACUAAUCCCGAAUCAUUCCAGUACGGCCAACCGCCCAUCACCCCGGGAGCGGCUUUGUCCUCGUCGUCUUCCUCAACGGGCCACCAAGAGCACGGCGCGUCCAACGCCAUGCUGUUGCCCCCACGCUCACACCCGUCCCCCAGCGUGCCCCACGCGGCAGCCCACAGCUUCACCAACGCGCUUCCAGGACCGAGCGUGAAAGAGCGCUUCUCCGAGAAACUGCUGUCCAACCCCAGCUUGUGGAGCCUGAAUGCCCUCACCUCUCAGGUUGAGAACAUAUCCAACAACGUCCAACAGUUGCUGCUUUCCGAGACUCUGGUGGCCAACAAGAAAGCCUCUAAACGGAACAGUGGUGAAAGCAGCAGCAGUUCUGGCAGCGCGGCGUCCUUGAAAAAGGGCGAGGGCUACAAAAGUCCAUAUUCAGAAAGUGCCGGUAAUUUAAGCGGCGGCCUAGCGCAGGACCUUUACUCGAACGUGCAGCACUCGCGGAUGCCAAUAGAACUGCACGAGGGGGGCUACUCCAGCAGUAGUGAUGAGCAACUGGAGAGGAGCUUCUACUACAGAAACCAGGGCAGGAGUCCAGCUCAGCCUGCCAACAACUCCCACAUUAACGUGGACACAAUGUCGUCCUGUUCCAUGACAUCUCCGGAUGACGUGUCCACCAGGUCUGGAGACUCAGGAUUGCACAACUUCACUCCUGACCCAAUUCGAUGUCAGUCAAUGCAGGAAGACGGCGCUCCCGUGAAGAGCCUCGCUGAGGGGAGCAUUACAGUUCCCAGUCCCGUUAAACCCGACACCGACUCAUCUUCCGACAUACAGCGGAUCAGCCAGCCCGUUAAAGAAAACUUUGAGGAAUCGGCGUGGACAGAGAAAUCAGCUGAGCAAGAAGUGGAGACUCGGCCCAAAACACCUGACUAUGAAAUAGAUGCCUGUGUUGCCAAACUGACAGAGAAACGAGAGAAAUGGUCAGAUGAGGGCAAAUGUUCAUUUCUGUACAACCAAGUCAACAAAAACAAAGACUUUUGCUAUGCCGAGACGCCAUAUGAAGCGGUUCGGAGGAAAUAUGAGCCGGAUUCACUCGAACAGUCCCCAGCCGCCUGCUCUGACUCGAGCCACCAUUUCGGCCAAGAGAUAAAAGAAGCAUACAAAUCCGAGUCAUCAAUUGCUUCCGAGAGCUCCUUGAAAACGUUGCCUUUCCAUCCUGCAAGUGACCUUGAACAGGAUCAAUAUUCCACAGAGAAGGAGGACAGUUCAGACAACACCCCUCAAAGCGAGGCCUUGGAGGAGGACAACUCCAGGAAGACAGAGAGCAAACAGUCGCUUGAGGAAGACCAACAGGAGGAGGAAAACCGUGGACCCAAAGCAGACUUUGAUAAACCAACGCAAUGUGCUCUAUCCCCACCCACGUCUGAUGAGGUGAGAAACGAACCAGUGGAGGAGGAGAACGGCGGCCAGUCAGUGAAUUCUGACAUCAUGAAGAACAGACACGGCGCUGAGAAGCCUUCUGCCGACCUUUGCCCCAGGACAGAGAAAAGAGCUGAGUUCCACGGCGACCAUGAGCUCGCGGGAGUGCCCGCGCAUCCAAAUGUGGCCGCAGCCCCGGAUGCUUCUUCCAGAGAAUCGGCCAUCGGCGACACGGCACCGCAGCCACAGUCUGCUAUGCCCGUCUUCUCGGCCCUCAACGACAAGACAACGACAACUCCAGCCCUGUCCAGGGAUCACAUGGAUCACAGCGACGCUAAAGUGCUGGAGCCCGACUCUCCUCAGUUGCCUGGCAAGUCGAUUCUUCCGUCGGCCCCCUCCUGGGCGGACACACCGCCCUCCCCAAAGAAAGGCGAUGAGGACAUGGAGCCGGGCCUCAGCUGCUCCAGCGCCGUGACCCCUUUGGCCAAGCCAGAGCCCGUGGCCCCGUCUGCUCAGCCCAGAGCGUUUGGGCGCAAACAUACAAGGGGGAGAAGGAAAACCAUGCUUUCAGGUGUGGCCAUCAGGCGACAGCUAAGCUUGGAACGGGACCAAGAGAAGGAGCGAGAAGGGGAGCCCCUGGCCUCUGAAAACGCCUGCAGGCCUUCAGCCAAAAUGAUGCUGUUCCCAGACCAAACUGAGCUUGCGCACCAGGAAUCAAUCGUGAGCCAGACAAGCACAAUGUUAGCCGAAGGACUGAGUUCAAGAAUGUGCACCCGCUCUUUCAAUGCAGCAGACUUCCCACCCAAAGGCGAGGAUCAUUUGAAGAGGAAACCAGGCCCAAAACCUGGACCCAAACCAGCACUGAAAAAUGGAUCCAAGCCAGGGCCAAAACCGGCAGCCAAACCAGGCCCUAAACUCGCCCUAAAGCCUGGCCCAAAAGCAGGACUCAAAUCAGGACUAAAGGAUGUGCCAAGUACACCAGAUCCGGCGGAAAAAAUAGAGUCUCCGGGGAAACGAAAAGCAGGCUUAAAACCUGGUCCCAAACCUAUUUCAAAGCCAGGAUUCGAAUCCGAAGAGGCUUUGCCAACCGUCAAAGCCCCUGUCGGUCGCCCCAAAGGCUCAGUUUCCAGAGCCAAGCAGACGCGACAGGAAGAAAUAAUUUUGACAGAGCCACAAGGCAGGGGCAGGAAAAAUAUUAAGGCCACACUAUCACAAAUAAACCAGGACAUAAAAGUCAUCAAACGUGACCAAAAGUCACCGGAUGACAUAAAAGCACAGGAAAAUGACACUAGAAAUAUGACUUUAAGGUCAAGAAAGCCCCCACAGGCCAAAGAAAAGGAGAAAAACCUACACAAGGACGUUGUAACAACCCAAAGUGGCACAAUUGAAUGUUCUGAGAAAGAGGAAGUGGAGCCAACUCCACAUAUGGUGAAAAAGACGACAACAAAAGCUCCUGCAUUGCUUCCAGCUGAAAAUAGUGAAGAGUUGCUUCCACUCACAUAUCAGUCAGCCAUGGAUCCCUCUUUGGUGCCACUCAAGAAAAAGAGGGGUCCCAAGCCUAAAGCCAAAGCACUCCAACCGCAUGAGCAGGUUGUCUCCGCACCUCAAGAGGGUCCCAGAAGAAAGAGAGGGCCAACCACCACAGAGCCCGCGCUCCCGUACCCAACCAAACAUAUUCCCGAAAGCGAUCAAGGGGACGUACCAGCGCUGCCUGCGCAGUGCCCCGCUCGAACAAAAGUUCUUCCUCCACGUAAGGGCAGAGGGCUGAAAUACGAGGCCAUGGUGCAGAAGAUCACCUCGCCGAGCUCCAAGAAGUAUCUCCAAACUCCUCAGACGGACGUCAAUCUCAACGACGACGCAAUGACCAAGGACUUUGCGACCCAUGCUGUCGUCCAGACGGCUAUUCCUGUCAACGGCACUGAAAUGAUGGAAAGUGAAGUAAAAAGCAGACAGGCGGUUGCCAAACACCUCGACGGCAUUGCCAGGAAGGAGGUCAAACAAGAAAGUGACAUGCAGGAGAUAAGUGGAGAAACACAAGAGUGGAGACAAGAAGAGGAUGCCAAUGACCAAGGGCCAAUGUGCAACGUCCAAAGGGCAAUGGGGGCUCAGGUAGACCUCGGUCCUCGAGGAGAUUGGACCCAACAGGCAAAAGCACUUGAUUUACCCACACCCAACUCCUCCAAGCGGAAGCGAUGGGCCAUGGUGGAGAGCACAGAUGCCUCCGUCGUAGCUUUGGAAGCAAGUGAGCCCAUCGUGACCGCCCCAAGAGCUGCCAAGCAGAGGGCCAUUAAAAAUAACCACGAGAUGCACCUGAAGCAGAAGAGGAAACGAAAAGCUCAGCCUGAAGAAACCCAAACAGCAAAGGAGAUCAAAGUGGAACCCACGGAGCAACAAGACGCGAUGGCAGAGGAGACCACCAUGCCUUCAGAGGAGCCCCGACUGCCAAUCGCUCCCGAUGAUAUCAAAGAAUACACCGAGGUGGGCGGCACAGAAGUCUUCCAGAAAUCCAAAAGGGGAAGAAAACCAUUCGCCCACGCGGCUAAGCGCAAACGGGGGAUGGAGGAGACGUCCGACAAGCCGCUCAAACUGUACAAAAAGCCCGGGCCAAAACCUGGAAUGAAGGACGCCUUGGAGGUCAUUGAGGCCGUCGUGAGGGCUGCCGGCUGCGAAGCGGAAAAGCUCCAGACGCAAACAGACAUGCGUGACGAGGAACACAAAGACGGUGUUGUGGGUCCUGUGCUGACCAUCUCAGACAAGCAGGCCAAGAGCAUUUCUGUCAGGAGAGUCCGAACCAGGCCCAUCCAGCAUCAUCAGCAGCAGCAGCAGCCGCAGCAGCAGCAGCACCCGCCGCAGUCUUUCUGUCCCUACGUGCGCAUGAACAACUCCAGAGACUUUCCAUCUUGGUGCGCCAUCGUCAACAAGCCAGAGGACGUGCAUGUUUUCCAGAGACGGAGAAAGAAGGGAAUUCUCCGGAUGAAGAAUCCUUUCACGGUGGCAAAAGUAGUGCCGCAUACCGCCGCCAUGCUCCAAGGGCCAACACUCAAUCCGGAUCUAACCGGUAAACGUCUCACCUGCUGCCUGUGCGCAAAACCUUCAAACUAUCGAGAUCUGGGCGAUCUGUGCGGACCGUACUAUGCCGAAGAAGGACUCCCUCGGAAACUCUUGACCGCCGAGCCCGCCGUCUCCCUUGGGCAAGGGUCAAGGAAUGCCGACCUGGAUGAAGGUAGUGAAGAACCGCGGGCAUCGUCAAAGGCCGUCGAGGAAGUCAAGGAAGGAGACAACGCGCGGGAGAGCCGAAGCGCCAGACGUCGCCGCCGGCCGUACGGACGAGCAGACGGAAAAGACAGAACAGGCCUUCCUCCAAGAAUAAGCCUUCGCGAAAGGUUAAAGAGGAUGAGGCGGCUCCAGGACGGACCUUGCGCAAACCAAGAGGGUUUGCUCCGAAGGCUGCAAGAUGAAGCUGAGGCCAGUGAGCACUGGGCUCAUGAAAACUGCGCCAUCUGGACCAAAGGCGUGAUUGUGCUGGCCGGGCGACUGUACGGACUGAAGGAAGCCGCCGCAAAUUCGGCCCAAACGAGCUGCCACAAGUGCCAGACUGCGGGGGCGUCCCUCACUUGCUGCUGGAGAAGCUGCUCUCGGAAGUACCACUACGCCUGCGCCAAAGAGACAGGCUGCACAUUCCACGAAGAUGACUUCUCCAUCAAAUGUCCCAAACAUGAGGAUUUGUAAGAUAUCCGAUUGGACCACCUCGCAGGAACAAGGCAAAGAUAAACGCUGUCCUAACAGCCAGCUAAGCCUAUAAAAACGGACAAGAUGACGGAGGGGCCCCGCGCCCCGAGGCGGCGCUCCCACACCGGCAUCGAGAGAGAACUGAGAGGGGAAGAGAAAGAUGCUCCUCCAGAGAGCAACUCCUCAAGGACUCGGGCACCCAACGUUUUCUGGACAAGGGGGGCGGGGGGAAGGUAUGCUUGAAAUGCCGAGCAAAGUCUGUCAGUGAGUGAGUGAGUGAGUGAGUGAGUGAGUGAGUGAGUGAGUGAGUGAGUGAGUGAGUGAGUGAGUGAGUGAGUGAGUGAGUGAGUGAGUGAGUGAGUGAGUGAGUGAGUGAGUGAGUGAGUGAGUGAGUGAGUGAGUGAGUGAGUGAGUGCUGCUUGGAUGCACUCCUUCCAUCCUUCAGAUGGGUGCCAUCAUCAUAGAUGAUAGGUUGCCAUCACUCUCCACUUUGUCUGCAGGCCAAAAGGUGUGUGUGAUCUUCCUAAGCGUCACUGUGCAUAUCUCCAAGCAGCACACGUAGGCAGGCAGACAAUAUCAUACGUAUUUCAAUCAUAUUUCUUUACACUCUGCGGAGAACGAUAACAGCCAGUAAGAGUGCCGCACUGAUGAGCUGAGAGUUGAGACGGCUGGCACAGACAAUUUUCAUUUUCAUUCAAUGGAGGAAGUUCUGAGGCUUUCACAGUGCAAAGUGAGUAUCUCAAGGCACUACUGUACAACACUCUUAUCUUAUAUAUUCAUGUGCAUUAACCACAUCAUCACACCGCCCUUGGGAAACGGUAAAAAAAAAGAUGACAAAAAAUGGGUACAACUCAUCCAUUGUUGCCAUCAUCUUUGCAUUGUAAGGCUCCAAGGAUCCAACAAGGGGUCUGUUUGUCUCACAACAUCUCUUCUGCACAUUUUAAAAUCGUAUUCCUGUGGCCACGAUAUGUGAAUCCAAUUUUUGGGAGAGCCACGGCGCACGUGUGGUCUCGAUGUAGCCUCUGACGCCACGCCGCGUGACGACACGCCGCACGAGGUGUCCGCUCACGUGACUUUAGGUGACAUGUCUCGGUGAUGUCUCAGUGCGUAAAAAAAAAAAAAAAAAAAAAAAAAAAACGGCGUGCCAAACAUUGAACACCUUUCUGACGGUUUCUUUCAUGGUGUACAGAAGUAUUUGAUGCUGUUUAAAUGUAAAAUGUGCUGUACUAAUAAUAACUGUGUAUAGUAUUUCCUAGAGAUGUUUAUUUUCUAUAAAAUGGAAUACGUUAUUGCUUAUAAAAUAAAUCAUAAAAUCCACCGAUGCAGAUGUCAUCUCUUUGUAAUGUUAAGUUUUGAGUGUUUUAUUUUUUGCUUGAUUUUUAUCCCAUGAUUUAUUUUUCAUAAA
This is a messenger RNA of Syngnathus typhle (broad-nosed pipefish), 7676 nucleotides long. Its product is annotated as retinoic acid-induced protein 1. The transcript is spliced from 4 exons. Gene Ontology annotation, cellular component: nucleus. Gene Ontology annotation, biological process: regulation of transcription by RNA polymerase II; circadian regulation of gene expression. The record is from RefSeq and is a predicted model, not a curated record. The coding region runs from base 38 to 6271 and encodes 2077 amino acids. NCBI's taxonomy places the organism in Eukaryota, Metazoa, Chordata, Actinopteri, Syngnathiformes, Syngnathidae.